UUGUCCUUGUGUGCAAGGAGAUGUGAUGAGAAAUUUACAUGCAAGUUCUUGGCAAUGGAUCACGAGGAUGCCCUAAGUCAAUUUUUUUAUUUAGCGACUUUAACAGGUACAUGUUCAACUGUGGAGAAGGCACACAGCGAUUAGCAACAGAGCACAGAGUGAAGUUGUCAAGGCUAGAACACCUGUUCUGUACAUACAGGUGUUGGGAAAACAUUGGAGGAUUACCCGGUAUGGCUCUAACCUUGCGUGACAUAGGGGUGCCUAAGAUUGUUAUUCACGGUCCGCCCGGACUUCAGAAGCUAUUCAUAAUGACCAAAGGUUUCAUGAUGACCAAGGAUAUGAAUAUUGAGAAGAGAACCUACACAGAUGAACCGUUUACUGACAACAUGAUGACUGUCAACUACGUGCCCAUAUUUGGAGCGUUCCGCAAUAUGCCGGCGCCCUCUGACAGUGACAACGAGGCAGAGGCAGCGCCAUCUGAAGACUAUUAUGCGUACCAGAAUAAAUACGUAGCGAAAGGAAACCUGCCAAAGAACACGGAGGACACACAAACGACCAAGCAAAAUUUUCAACUGGAGCCGGAACCAGACAGGGAAGUGGCUGUUGCGUUUGUUUGCAAGCCACAUGUGAGGCCUGGUCAACUUGACUUUGAGAAAUGUGUAAAGUACAAGAUUCCACCAGGUCCUCUACUUGGCCAGUUGAAACAGGGACAAGAUGUUGUACUCACAGAUGGAACAGUGGUGAAAUCUGAGGAUGUGACUGCACCGGAUCAGCCAGGACGUGUAUUUAUUGGUUACUCAAUGACUGCGUGUAUAAAGAUCAACAAUGACAAGUACCGAAAGGAAACUCUGGCAAUGACAGGGGCAAGAGAGCAACUAGAGCAACUCGGGCAGACGAUGGAAGACCUCUCCGUGCCGACGUCAUCCGGGCGAGCAGAGGAGAAGGAGACGGAGGAGUAUCCAGAAGUUGUGUUUCUCGGUACCGGCUCGUGCAUCCCUAACAAGGCACGCAACGUCUCUGCAAUAAUAACACACGUCAGCUUCCACAGAGUGUCUGCUGCUGGACUGUGGGUGAAGGCACCUACGGGCAGCUCUGGUCCGUUUUCUAAUAUGGACCGCAUCGCGGGUUCUACGGAAACUGACUGUGGCUCUUUGUCUCCCACCUUGCAAUCGACCACCCACUAUGAGUACAGGCCCUUACACAAGUUAGAAGAUUAG
Molecule: messenger RNA, 1217 nt
Organism: Priapulus caudatus
Lineage: Eukaryota; Metazoa; Priapulida; Priapulimorpha; Priapulimorphida; Priapulidae
Product: ribonuclease Z, mitochondrial-like
Exons: 14
Coding region: 39-1217 (392 amino acids)
Biological process (GO): mitochondrial tRNA 3'-end processing
Cellular component (GO): mitochondrion
Molecular function (GO): 3'-tRNA processing endoribonuclease activity
Source: RefSeq, a predicted model, not a curated record